Molecule: messenger RNA, 3483 nt
Organism: Salvelinus namaycush (lake trout)
Lineage: Eukaryota; Metazoa; Chordata; Actinopteri; Salmoniformes; Salmonidae
Product: disintegrin and metalloproteinase domain-containing protein 8-like
Exons: 22
Coding region: 180-2666 (828 amino acids)
Biological process (GO): proteolysis; positive regulation of cellular extravasation; positive regulation of membrane protein ectodomain proteolysis
Molecular function (GO): cell adhesion molecule binding; metalloendopeptidase activity
Source: RefSeq, a predicted model, not a curated record
CCGGUUUUCCGGUCAAAUGUGAUGUCAUGAUUGCUACACGCAACGGCUGCCCUUUGCUGAUAACGUAGGCUACAUAACGGAGAGGCGGGACUGGUACCUUACAGAGCUGCUUAAUGUCUGUGUUCAGUAUCCGUGCAAUACAGCACACUUGAGAAACUCAGGGAUAUUAAGCUCCAGCCAUGCGAUACACUCUAUAUAUAUUCCUGUUAUGCAUCACCUAUUGUGUUGUACUGGUCAAGGGCGCACGGACAUUAGAUCAUGUGGAGCGCUACGAUGUCGUCCGACCUCAGAGACUGACUGGUCGGGUCAAAAGAAGCAUUUUCUCAAACCAGGUUUAUCCUGAUGGGCUACAAUAUGUAUUAACCAUUUCUGGAGAGAACCACACAAUUCAUCUUGACAAGAAUAGGCAACUUAUUGGGAGGCAUUACACUGAAACGAACUAUUCUGAAGAUGGAAAGCGGGUGACAACAUUUCCAAAUUAUGAGGACCACUGCUAUUAUCAUGGUCAUAUUCAAGGCAUUGAAGAUUCAUCCGUUAGUGUUGGAAUCUGUUCUGGCAUUAGUGGCUUUGUGAGGGCUGAGCAGAAGGUCUACUUGAUUGAGCCUUUAGGAGACUCUGCCGAUGGGGAGCAUGCUCUGUACAGGCAGGAGCACCUCAGAGCCAACAGGGCCAGCUGUGGUCACUCCAACGACAGCACGGUCUAUGACCAUGACCAGGGCCCGGCCCCCAGACUCUCGGGCCUCUUCAAGUCCAAAGGCUGGAAAAGUAAACCCAUCACUGGGCCUGAAAGAUUUGUGGAGAUGUAUCUGGUGGCUGACUACACAGAGUCCAAAAUAUUUGGAAGCGAAACCAAAGCUCGGAUGCUGGAAAUUGCCAAUCAUGUUGAUAAGUUGUAUCGGCCAUUGAACAUCCGGGUCAUGUUGGUGGGGUUGGAGAUGUGGACUACCAGGGAUCACAUUGACGUCACAGCCAGUCCUGAGAACACCCUGGAUAGGUUUAUCCAGUGGCGUCAAGACGACCUUCUAAAGAGGGUAAAGCAUGACAAUGCCCAGUUUGUCACUGGUAAAGAUUUCUUGGGCGAUACUGUCGGACUGGCAAAUAAACUUGCCAUGUGCACUGGAAGUUCAGGUGCAGUCAACCAGGACCACAAUAGAAACCCAAUUGGCAUUGCCUCGACCAUCGCUCAUGAGAUGGGCCACAACCUGGGCAUGUCCCAUGAUACUUCAGGCUGCACCUGUGGGACAUCGCUGUACAACGACAACUGUGUCAUGGCAGAUCGGCUCAGGUCAGUGUACCCAGAGCUGUUCAGUGGCUGCAGUCAGGAGCAGCUGAGUGACUUCCUGGAGAGAGCCAAUCCCAGCUGUCUGCUGGACACACCCGGCUCUGACAGGCUGUAUGUGGGGCCUGCCUGUGGCAAUGCCUUCCUGGACCCUGGAGAGGAGUGUGACUGUGGAACUGUGGAGGAGUGUAAGAAUCCCUGCUGUGACCCCACAACCUGUCGCCUCACUGAGGGGUCCAGCUGUGAUCAUGGAACAUGCUGCGAAAACUGCCAACUUAAACAGGCAACCAGUUUGUGUAGAACAGCUUCCAGUGAUUGUGACCUGGCAGAGUAUUGCACUGGAACUUCAGAGCAUUGCCCAGAAGAUACCUUCAAAAUGAACGGGAAACCUUGCAACUAUAGUCAGGGGUACUGCUACAAUGGGCAAUGCCCAACACUUCAGCAACACUGCAAGAGACUGUGGGGACCAGCGGCACAAGUAGGCACGGAUUCCUGCUUUAAUCUAAACCUGGAUGGCAUCGAAGGAGCCCACUGCGGAAGGACCAAAUACGGCUUUGAGCGUUGCACGCCACAGAAUAUAAAAUGUGGAACGCUAUUUUGCUCGGGAGGGGAUGAGUAUCCCAUCACUGGGCAGAAGGCCUCCUAUACAAUGAGGGGAACAUGCAACAUAGCAGUGGACCAGGAUAAGAUAAGAGCCCUCGACAUGGUCCCAACAGGAACCAAAUGUGGAAUGAAUGAGGUUUGCUAUGAUCACAAAUGCCAAGAUGUCAAAGUCUAUGGUCAAACGGAGGACUGUUCAUCAAAAUGCCACAACAAUGGGAUUUGCAACAACAAGGGACAGUGCCACUGUAACCCAGGUUGGGCUCCACCCUACUGUGACUUCAAGUAUUCAGACGUGCCUCAAGACCAGUUUGGGGUGGUAGCUGGUGUCUCUGCAGCGAUAGCUGUCUUGUUGCUGCUUACUUUCCUGGUUGCAGGACUGAUGUGCUGCAAGAAGGACAAGAGAGAGAACUACAUUUCCAAAAGGAAAGUCCACUCUACUCCGGGCCAGUUGAACCCAAUGUUCCAGGAGAGGAGUGGGAAGGAUAAUCCUCUUAGCAAGCCCCCCCAAAUCAGCCAACCCACCUUCAUGGAGUCAUCUGCAACACAAGCCUGCACCCCUCUGUUUGUAACUGGGGUCCCUUCAAGGCCCCCUCCACAGCCACCAAAGAGCUUGCCUGCAGUGCUGCCACAGUCUUGCAUUGAACCGACUAAACCCCUACCUCCACCAAAGCCUUUGCCGACUCUGAGUAGCACACCGAAAAUCAAGCAUGUUGUCCCAGUGCCACCAGUCAAGGCCACAGCACCAAUGGUACCCAGCAAAUACCCACAGGAAGUGUUCAUUUAACACACUUAUUGUAGUCAUGUCUUUUGUCUCCUGAAACCAUGACAUAGCACAAAAGUAAAAUAAAAAAAAUUACUUUGUUGGUAAUUCCUUAUGAAACCAGAAUUGAAGGGCAUGUUUCAAGAUGGCUGUCUAACUGAUGUGUGUUCAGCAGACCUCAGGAGGAGCAGGCCACAAGAUUGCACUGAAGCCUCCCCCCAUGCCACGUCGAUGAUGACUACUGCAUGUAGCAGUAUGUUGACUCAUAGGAAGACAGACCUUUGAUGAGCCCAGUUCUUGUUUCAGACUCUAGGAGGUCCUGAAUGACCGAGCCUAAUAUCAACUGUGGAGAAUGUCUUUGAAAACUCAACAUCAACAUAGUGAUGUCUCAGAAUGUGCUUCUCAACCACUGUGGAAAAGUGGUUUGGAAAAUGCUGGAACAGAUUGCUGGUGCAUUUCUCAUACAGUGUUUUUCUUUCUUCAAUUAUUGUAUGGUAGAAAACAUGUUACAGUAGACCAUUCCCUUUGACAUGAACCUAGCAGUUGCACUUGUUUUUAUAGGUUGCCUCUGUUUGCACUUUUUACAAGGGGGAGAGCCUAAUUCUACUUUGGAAUUCUUGUACUUAUGAAUGUUAAUUUACUGUUUCAUGAUCUCAAGCCAGUGUGCCUUUAAAAAAAUAAGUAUUACAUUGAUGUUAGUUCUUUUUUCAAGAUAUUACAAAUGAAUGGUACAUGUGAGAGGUAUAGUGCCUUCAGAAAGUAUUCACACCUCUUGACUUUUUCCACAUUUUGUUGUGUUACAAAGUGGGAUAUAAAUGGAUUUAAUUGUCAUUUAUUGUCA